Spodoptera frugiperda (fall armyworm) is the source of this 4395-nucleotide messenger RNA. RefSeq lists its product as uncharacterized. Lineage: Eukaryota; Metazoa; Arthropoda; Insecta; Lepidoptera; Noctuidae. The record is from RefSeq and is a predicted model, not a curated record.
GAGAAUUUUAGAUGAAUACAAAAAUAAAGUACUUAAUUGUAAUUUAUUUUUCCCUCCGGAACUUAUUGUGACAAAUGGCAACCAUUUCAGUUGCUGUUGUUAUUGUGUAAAGUAUUGGAAUUUUUAGUGGUGGCACUUGGCUAAUACAUGAGGUGAACUUCAAGUGCCGAUUCAUAUUUAUUGUGAACCUAUGCAUAUAUUUUAACUAAAUUUUCACGGGCCGGCAAAAUAAUCAAGCAAACAUUACAGAAAACAUCAAAAAAGGUAAGUGAGUGCGUUUGUUUUUGAGGUUAGAAUAAGAAAAUGUAAUUGAAAUAACUAACCAGAGGACAAAAAUAACACAGUUUUAUCUUAUAAUCAUGAUUUGGAUGUGGCUGUGGCCAAAUAAUGACUAAAAUCCCUUUAUUGUUAUUUUAUUUUUGUCUUUAUUUAAUUACAAAAUGGCGAGAAUUUAGAACAGCCUAAAGAGUAUUGACAGUGUUGUAUAGUCUUAUAGGCUGUACUACAUAAGAUAUGAAUUCUACAAUGCAGCGAUUAGUUCUUAAUCAGUUUUAUAAUAGAAUAUUUGUAUUAUUUCGGCUGCAUAUCAGUUUCUAUCACACCACUUAUAAUACUAUUUAGAGAUACGUACCAAAAUUAAAAAACCCUGAGCUUAAGACGACUUUGAUUAAAACGACACCUUCUACCUUGUUGUCAUUGAGGUUUUGUACUUUUUUUUAAGAUUACAAACUUCUAAUUUUUUACUAGCUUUCUGCCCCGCGGUUCCACUCACGACCUUAUCGAUUCUUCCGUGGGAAUGAGAUAUUUUGCCGUGGUAAAAACUAUCCUACAUACUAUUCCUGGACCUAACCUAUACGUGUGCCAAGUUUCAUCCUAAUCCGUCGAGUGGUUAAUGCGUGAUUGAGUAACAAACAUCCUAACAUCCAAACUUUCGCAUUUAUAAUAUUAGUAGGAUAGUAGUAUAUUUAUAGUUUGUCAACAGCUUUCAAAGUUAGUACCUAAUAAAAAAUAGAUUGAAUAAUUGCAGAAAAAAAUUCAAAAUAGGAACGUAGUGAUCAAUUUUCCGAAAGCCUUGUCAUAGUCAACCUUCAUUUAGAAAAUCUGAAAAUUACUCCUUAUACUAGUUUUGGCCUACUACUUUUGAUUACUAUUAAGUAUGUACUAUUUAGGUACUACUUGACUACGACUGAUAGGUACUACUUUGAAUCUAAUUAUCACUCAUUCGUGCGAAUGGCGCGAAAAAAAUAUCUUAAAAAAACGAAGUACCUAUAGGGAAAGUCCAACACGGAUGAAAUAUAUAAAUAAAUAAAUCGUAAAGGGACGUAGUUGAAAAGGAAAGUAACGCUGUCAUCUGUCAGCCAUACGAAUUCAUAAGUUUGACUUUUUUGUGUCAGUCUUGAAUAUACAGGGAUUUCCUCUUACAUUAAUUUAGAUAUUUAGCGCUUGUAGUCUUGAGAUCCUGUAUCAACUUUAAAGUUCCUGAGGUUCCAGUGACGCCGCCACUACCACCUUUGCACCACUUUCUUCAUUUUAUAACGGUCCAAUGCUAAGCGCUUCUUCUGGAACGCAGUCGUAUUAACAAAGUAGCGGCAUAGUAGAAACAAAUGAGUACAUACGCUGACUUUAUACAUAGGCAUAGAUAGGCACCGCAAACGGUUUGUAUGUGAGCGCGCCCGUACCUAUGCGUCGUCGCACGCACAACACUGACAAAAUUUAUCGGUGAUAUCGGUGCGCCAGUCAUGCGACUCAUGCGUGGCUACGAGACGCACCCCGCGCCGCCCGCCGGCCACGCGUACAUACGUAAUUUGCAUUUAUUAAGGUAAUAUAGCCCGCGCCCGCCACACGCACGCUCCGCUGCUGCGCUGCCGCUCGCGACGUUAGUGUGUCUGUGUAUAUUGGCGAGCAGAGCCAUUUUUUGACAGUUAUAGUACGUUAUAGUGAGUUGUAGUUGAAAUACAGUACAUAAAUUAUGUCAUUAUAAAUUAUCAACUCAUCUAAAGCUCAUAAUUGAAAGUUACAUAAACGUAAAUGAUAAUUAUACAUAGGUAAUAAGUGUAAGAAUUUCCAAAAGUAUCGAGUAUUACGUUGGUGUGAUUUGACAAAAAUGUUAGUUUUGAUUAUAACACUAAGAAAACUUUGUGAAGAAUUUCGAAGUACUAUCCGGUUUUAAUGCUAUUAGGACACGACCUUUUUGAAUGGAGCGUCACUCAUGCAUACAGCGUGUGUACAGACACGGCGCGCGCGGAGCAUAACAUGAAACCUGCCCCCUGAUUCACGAACCGUCGGAAACGCUCCCGACAGCGGAAUGUAUGCCCUGUCUCUGUCACUCAUUAUAGAAUAGACAAAAACAAAGCACAGAAUUCGAAUCCGAUUCCGUUUCCGACGGUUCGUGAAUCAGGGGCUGAAGCCCUACUCUAAUUCUUUCACUCAAUUCUAUCAUGCCCGGAGAGUAAGAGGGACAGGUAUAAUAGCAUUUGAACCGGGUAGUACUAUAAGUGUGUUGUGUAGGUAUUAUACUUUUUGUUUUACUUACUUUUUAUAUUUUUCAGAAAAACAUGCCAUUUAAAAUCAUAGAGACGUUAGAGAAAGGACAAAAAAAGCUUUGUAUAAUCCCAAGUUCAUGGGAAUCAAAAGGAGUCUUACGGUGGCCUAGAAAAAGAUUGGAUGUUAACAAAUUAGUGAGAAACGAAAACUCCAUACCCCUUAAUAACUGGUCUGCGUCAAAAUGUAAUGUAAAAAGGAUAUUAUCAUCAUACGAAGAAGCAGCCAGAGAACUAGAUAUUAUGGUUCAAAAUAGCGACACAGAGAUUGAUAAUGUGACAGAAAGUAACAUAACAACAAUUAAUAACACCAAUUUUAACGCCUUAGCAGGCCAGUUGUUGGCAUUCUCACAAUCAGAGGAACCUUCAACUUCAUCUGUCGUAACAAUGUCCACACCAUUACCUCCGGCUGAAGUAACUGCUGCUACCGAGAAUGUUGUUUAUUAUGUAGAUGAGUCUGAGUUGGCAUCAAUAUCAGUCGACAAUCAAACUCAGAAAACUACCGAAUUAAAUCAGAUUCAAAAAAGCCUCCAAUUAAUUUUAAACAAUCAAAAUAAUAUGUCUGACACUAUAAAGGUACUGAUAGACAACCAAAAAAACUUUUUCAUAAAGUGGCAAGUCUUUCCAUUCAUAGAAGAUGGAUUUUCCAAAACCCAAAAUAAAAUGAGUACAGAUGUCGUUCCAUUGGCCAAGGCAGAUUUAUUCGAGAGGGAAACAUUCGAAAUAAAACCAAUCGACUCCAUACGAGAACUAGAAAAAAUGGAAUUGUUACUCUCUGAUAAAACUCAAAAAAAUAAAUUAUUAAAGCAAUUUUCUUUUGUUUGCUCAAGUUCUGAAGGAAAUGGAGCAACAUGCGGUUAUAAAGUAUUGGAUAUGUUUUUUUCCCGAGACUUUCUCUGUAAAUGCUCAUGGACAGGUGGCAGUAGGAAUAGUGAAGAUGUAAAAAUUGGUUUGAAAGGAUAUAAAAACAUCCUGAAAUUUUUCUAUGAGUUGAUACGUUUGUGGGAUAAAACAUAUACCGAAGAAAAUAAUGAAAACUUUUUUAAAAUUGUUUUAAAAAAUUCUUUAAAGAGGAAGCUCAGUAAAAAUGAAAGAGCUUCAACAAAACGAAGACGAACAAAAAAAGUAACACAAGAAAAUAAAGGUCUAACUAAAAAUAAAUCAGAUCAAGGAAAAAAGUCAUUGACCAAAAUAAAACUGAUGAAAAUGAAAAAGAUGUAAUAGACAAUAACGGAACGAAAAAAGUUGCACUACAAUCUAAAAAAUUAAAAUCAGAUCAUGAAAAUCAAGUCAGGAACCAAAAUAAAGCUGAUGGAAAAGAAAAAAAAGAAAAGAACAAAGAUGAAACUAAAAAGACGAUACUGAAAAAGAAAAAUUUGACAAACAACAAAUCGGAUCAAGUCAUGAACCAAAUUGAAACUGAUGAUAAGAAAAAAGAUGUUAUUAAGAACGAUGAAUUAAACCAAAUUAUGAAUCAAAAUAAAGUUGAAAAUGAAAAAAAUGUAAACGACAAAGAGGAAAUGGGUGCAAGUGAUGCCGACGACGAAGACGAAAUAAACGAAGAUGACGAUAACGAAAAGGAAGAUGGAGAUAUCGAAGAAUAAGAAGUAGUUAUCGAAGAAGAUAGCCAUGUCUUACUUUGGUUGUCCAUAAGAUAUUUAUAAUUUAGCGAAACACGAAAUCUCGUGGCUGUGAUCGUCUUUAAGAUUUACUUAUAUUUAAGCAAAACACGAAUGCUUGUAACUUUGAUCCUCCUUAAGAUUUUACUUAGGUAUCUUAUAAUUUAAGCGAAACACGAAAUCUCGCGGCUGUAAUUGUCCUUAAGACAAAACUUAUAAUUAAACGAUACACGCAA